Salvia hispanica is the source of this 1249-nucleotide messenger RNA. RefSeq names its product protein TRIGALACTOSYLDIACYLGLYCEROL 3, chloroplastic-like. Gene Ontology annotation, molecular function: ATP binding; ATP hydrolysis activity. The record is from RefSeq and is a predicted model, not a curated record. Lineage: Eukaryota; Viridiplantae; Streptophyta; Magnoliopsida; Lamiales; Lamiaceae.
AAUAGUAUAGUACUACUCCUAUAAACGAAGAUGGGCAGCGAUCGCCACUCCUCCUCCGGCGGUAAUCGGAAAUUGGAUUGCUGGAAGAUCAAGGAUGGCCGCGGCUUCCAUCUCUCACAACCCUCUCACCGCUUUCGAUUCUCUCCGCCGCUCUAAUCUGUUCCCAUCUUUCCCGCCGCUUUCCUCAAUAAAUAGAAGAAGAAGGGUUUGUUGUGCUUGCGUCGCUCCGCCUCAAAAUUACCAGCCUGCAAACUUUAAGGGUGCUCACAUUGAGGAUGGGUCAGAUGUGCUCAUUGAAUGCCGAGAUGUCUACAAAUCCUUUGGGGAAAAGCACAUACUAAGAGGUGUGAGCUUUAAGAUUAGGCAUGGAGAGGCUGUCGGAAUUAUUGGGCCAUCUGGGACUGGAAAGUCAACCAUCUUGAAGAUUAUGGCCGGCCUUCUUGCUCCAGACAAGGGUGAGGUAUUGAUUCGCGGGAGAAGACGGCACGGGCUGAUCAGUGAUGAGGAACUAUCUGGCCUAAGAAUUGGCUUGGUUUUUCAGAGUGCAGCACUUUUUGAUUCUCUCACUGUUCGUGAAAAUGUCGGGUUUCUGUUAUAUGAAAAUUCAACUAUGCCAGCGGAUAAAAUUGCCAAACUCGUCACAGAGACUCUAGCUGCUGUGGGCCUAAAGGGAGUUGAAGAUCGAUUACCUUCUGAAUUGUCUGGUGGGAUGAAAAAGAGAGUUGCCCUUGCUCGUUCCAUCAUUUUUGAUACAACAAAGCAUGCGAUUGAACCCGAGGUGCUCCUAUAUGACGAGCCAACAGCUGGUCUGGAUCCAAUUGCAUCAACUGUUGUUGAAGAUCUCAUUCGCUCGGUUCAUAUGAAAGGUGAGGAUGCACUUGGGAAGCCUGGGAAGAUUGCAUCCUAUGUGGUAGUCACUCAUCAACAUAGCACAAUCAAAAGAGCUGUUGAUAGGCUGUUGUUUUUGUACGAAGGAAGGGCUGUUUGGCAAGGAACGACUCAUGAAUUCUCUUCCUCAACAAAUCCAAUUGUUCGACAGUUUGCAUCUGGGAGCUUGGAUGGGCCAAUUAGGUAUUAAGCAGUCUUCUGUCUGUGUCUACAAUAUCCAUCUCCAUGUAUUCGAAGGAAUGUGAUAGUGUUUAUUUCUGGGGAAUUAUAUUUCUCAUUUUAUUUUGUAAUCCAGCAUGUUAUUUUACUUUGUAUGCUGAGUGUUAAGUAUCCAAUCCCAUUUUAAAACAUUUUGAUGCUA